GGAACCGCUUCCGGUGGCGGCGGCGGCGCCCGCGAUGGCGGCGCCCGGUGGGGCCGGGGCCGCGGCUGGGACCGGAACCGGGUCCGGGCGGGUUUAGGGUCCGGGCCGGGGCUAUGGGCAACGCGUUGGGCCCCGCCGGGCCCCGCGGCCCGCGCCGGGGGGAGCCGCUCGGCAGCCCCGGGAGCUUCGAUGAACUGCACCGGCAGUGCAAAGAGGUGUUCCCGCAGCAGAUGGAGGGAGUGAAGCUGUUGGUGACCAAGACCCUGAGCAGCCACUUCCAGGUGACCCACACCAUCCACAUGAGCACGUUGGGACCCUCCGGUUACCGCUUCAAUGCCACCUUCGUGGGGGACCGGCAGCUGAGCCCCACCGAGGCCUUCCCCAUGCUGGUUGGGGACAUGGACAGCACCGGCAGCCUCAACGCCCAAGUGCUGCACCUCAUCGCCGAGCGCAUCCGCACCAAAGCCGUCUUCCAGACCCACCAGGCCAAGUUCGUGACCUGGCAAUUCGACGGCGAGUACCGGGGGGACGACUGCACCGCAACCCUCACACUGGGCAACCCCGACCUGCUCGGCGGCUCUGUGAUCCUGGUGGCCCAUUUCCUGCAGAGCAUCACCCCCCGUAUGGUGCUGGGGGGGGAGAUGGUUUAUCACCGGCGGCCUGGGGAGGAAGGAGCCAUCCUCACACUGGCAGGGAAAUACACGGCUCAGAAGUGGGUCGCGACACUGAACGUGGGCUAUGGCGGAGCCCAUGCCAGCUAUUACCACCGCGCCAACGAGCAGGUACAGGUCGGGGUGGAGCUGGAGGCCAACACCCGGCUGCAGGAAACCACCUUUGCCUUUGGCUACCAGCUCAACCUGCCCCAAGCCAACGUGGUCUUCAGAGGUGAGCCUGGAGCUGCGCCGGCCCCGGCGGCCCCAGCACCGUCCCGGUGCUCACCACCUGCCCCCAACGCCACCACAGGGCUCGUGGACAGUAACUGGAGCGUCGGGGGGGUGCUGGAGAAGAAGCUGCCCCCCCUGCCCGUCACCCUGGCUCUGGGCGCCUUCCUCAACCACUGGAAGAACCGUUUCCAUUGUGGCUUCAGCGUCAUCGUGGGCUGAAGGGCAGCACCUGCCCUGCAGGGAGCUGCUGACCGGGGCCGCACCGGGGCCGUGCCGGGGCCGGGGGAGCCCACGGAGCCCGGGGGAGCCGCGCUCCGGUGCCAUGGGGACAUAGGGACACACGGUGCCCGGUGGCAGCCUGGGGGUGAGGAGCAGCCUGGGGGACCCUGAGGUCUCUGCCAUGGCUCUGGGCACACGCGGAGCCUGGAAAAAUAAAGGAGCUUUACUCUGCU
Melopsittacus undulatus (budgerigar) is the source of this 1336-nucleotide messenger RNA. RefSeq names its product translocase of outer mitochondrial membrane 40 like (gene TOMM40L). NCBI's taxonomy places the organism in Eukaryota, Metazoa, Chordata, Aves, Psittaciformes, Psittaculidae. Gene Ontology annotation, biological process: protein import into mitochondrial matrix. Gene Ontology annotation, molecular function: transmembrane protein transporter activity. The transcript is spliced from 8 exons. Gene Ontology annotation, cellular component: mitochondrial outer membrane; mitochondrial outer membrane translocase complex. The record is from RefSeq and is a predicted model, not a curated record. The coding region runs from base 114 to 1103 and encodes 329 amino acids.